Oppia nitens is the source of this 804-nucleotide messenger RNA. RefSeq lists its product as uncharacterized. The transcript has 3 exons. The record is from RefSeq and is a predicted model, not a curated record. Bases 1 to 804 code for a protein of 267 amino acids. NCBI's taxonomy places the organism in Eukaryota, Metazoa, Arthropoda, Arachnida, Sarcoptiformes, Oppiidae.
AUGUCUGUUAAUUAUGAUUUCACCGAUAAGGUAGUUGUAAUAACCGGUUCGAGUUCGGGUAUCGGUGCCGGCAUUGCCCAACUGUUUGCCAAAUCGGGUGCCAAUGUUGUAGUUACCGGUCGUAAUGGCGAUCGUGUGGCCAAAGUGGCCAAACAGUGUACAAAUGUGUCACCGAAACAGUUGACUGCACUGGAAGUUGUCGGCGAUUUGACUAACAAUGAGGAUUGCAAUCGUCUAAUUGAUACAACUGUCCAAACGUUUGGCAAAAUUGAUAUAUUGGUCAACAAUGCCGGUUCGGGUAGAUUGACGUCAAUAGACGACUCAGACUAUAUGGAAAAAUUUGUAUUUAUUAUGCAAACAAACUUGAAUUCAGUGGUAUAUCUGACACACAAAUGUGUCCCAUAUUUGGCCAAAACUCGGGGCAAUAUUAUCAAUAUAUCGAGCGUUGGAUCAAAAAUACCAUCAUCCAGGUUUUCACCCUAUCAUAUAUCUAAGGCAGCACUGGAUAUGUUUACCAAAUGUAUGGCCGCAGAGUUGGGACCCAAACAUCAUAUCAGAGUUAACGCAAUACUGCCGGGUUAUGUACGGACAGACAUACUAAUGACGUCGAUGUCCUUAAAUCGUACGGAAAGUGACCAAAAGUUUGAUCAAACAGCCGAUAUCUAUCCGGUUGGUAGACCGGGUCAGCCCCAGGACAUAGCCAAUACUGUUGCCUAUUUGGCCAGUAAUACUGAGGCCGGGUUUCUGACCGGCAGUAUUGUUGUGGCCGACGGCGGACAUCUGGCCGUUGUUGGUCUUAAAUAA